Cydia strobilella is the source of this 7231-nucleotide messenger RNA. Its product is annotated as NFX1-type zinc finger-containing protein 1-like. NCBI's taxonomy places the organism in Eukaryota, Metazoa, Arthropoda, Insecta, Lepidoptera, Tortricidae. Gene Ontology annotation, cellular component: nuclear RNA-directed RNA polymerase complex; nucleus. Bases 88 to 6228 code for a protein of 2046 amino acids. The record is from RefSeq and is a predicted model, not a curated record. The transcript has 27 exons. Gene Ontology annotation, molecular function: helicase activity; zinc ion binding. Gene Ontology annotation, biological process: regulatory ncRNA-mediated heterochromatin formation.
AUGUAAUAGGUGCAAGUAAUAAAAUUUCAUUCUGCAUUUCAGAUACGAAGGAAUAUAUAUUUUUUAUAGUCUACAGGCGGAAUCAACAUGGGCGAUAAUGGCGACCCAGGCCCUUCGCGGCGAGGACGCGGAGGCAGCGGCAACAGGCGGCCGUGGCACAGGCAGCACCUGGGCAGAAUCCGGGGCGUGAGCCCGCCGGCGAAAGGGCACAACCGGUCCCCGAGUCCCGAACCCUACGGCCAUCUGAAACGGAACCAACAACGUGAUGAGCACAGCAGACGACGAAGCUUUAGCCACACGUCUCCGUCUCGAAAAAGGUUCAAAGCGGAUCCUCGGUUAAAAGAUGAAAGUCACGAUAUGGAAGAACCUUUCAAAUACCCUCGUCAACAUCCUAGAAAUUGUUCAUUUCGCUCCAAGCACAAUCUCCAGAGAAAUGAUCGCCACUAUAAUGCUGAUAGACCUAUGGGCUUUAAAAUGUUAGAGGAAAUAUCUCGAUCCGAGAGCACAACUAUCAUUGAAAAGAUUAACCAACAGAAGAAACGCUUCAUGCACCUGUUAAACACACCUGUUGACAAGAAGAAAAACGAUGUCUUCGCAUUAGUUCUUGAACUGGUGACAAACGUAUGGAACUCUUCGUUUGAGGAAUCAAAGAAACUGCUUCUUUUGGAACUAUGCAACACUAAAUUUAUCGACCACUUGCAACUGUACUUGAUGCAAUUACCGUAUACAAUGAGCCCAGAGGACAAAUUUUUUAACAAGUACUACUGGACUAGGGAAAAGGAAUUUUGGAGUCAUUUUAUCAGUUUUUGCGAGUGUCUUAUAACCGUAUCGCCGUCGACGGCGGUGCAAAAGUGCCGCGCGCUGAUCGAGGCUACGAGCAAGAGUUGUCUGGAGGGAUUGAAGGAGAAGCAAGGGUUUGAGCUGCCGGAGGAAUACACGGCAAGAGUGACCAAUAUACGAGACAGCAUCAAAGUCUGCAAUGAGGGGGAAAAACAAGUACAAAAGAGACGGAAAACAAAUGAAAAUGAUCAGCCACCGGAAAGCUUCCGUGAGCUUAGCGUGCUGCCCUCGGGCGCGGAGCUGCUGGAGCGGCGGCCGUUCCUGCGGCCCAACGUGGUGGAGGGCGCGUACGCGGACGUGGAGCACUACCUGGACGUGCAGUUCCGCCUGCUGCGCGAGGACUGCUUCGGACCGCUCAGAGAAGGGAUACACCAAUAUAUUGAAGAACCGAAGAAACGAAAAUACGAUCACAUACGUGUGUACCGAAACGUGAAAUUUUUGGAACCCUACGUUUCCAAUCAGAAAGUUGGUUCUAUCGUAUUGCUUGACGAGGGCAUUAUGAAGAUGAUAAAUAAAGUGAACUGGGCGCACAGCAAACGGUUCCUGUUUGGGUCCCUCGUGUUGUUUACCAAAGACCACUGCAAGAGCUUUCUCGUCGGCACUAUCUUGGAACGCGAUGAAAAAUUCCUGCGCAAGAGACAGUUACCUGUCAAUAUUGUGAAUUUGACAAUGGAUUCCAAUAUGUACAACGACGAUGCCUAUAUCAUGAUAGAGUGCGAAGUUUACUUCGAGCCUUACUAUCACGUGCUGAAAGCUCUACAGGAUCCCAGCUUCCCGGAGCACCUGUCGAUGAGCAAAUAUAUUAUUGAUUUACAAAAAGUUCCAGAGAAACCAGCAUAUCUCACUCCGGAUACUGUUUAUAAAGUACAAACAAAACAUGAUUUCCGUAAGGUCUUUACUGUUCUUCAAGAUGAUACUUGGCCAUCGGAUGUAGAGCUAGGGUUAAACAGCACCCAAUACGAAGCCUACAAACUGGCUCUCACCCACGAGUACGCCGUGAUUCAGGGCCCGCCGGGCACCGGUAAAACGUUUCUCGGAGUCAAAGUCGCGGAAACCCUGCUUAGAAACGCGCCAUUCCCUAAAGACAAAUGUUGCAUGCUUGUCAUAUGCUACACGAAUCAUGCCCUUGAUCAAUUUUUAGAAGCUCUGUUGCCGCUCACUCAUUCUUUAGCCCGCAUCGGGGGCAGGUCACGCAACGAAACGUUACACCAAUUUAAUAUAAAUAGCUUACGAAGCACGCAAAUUAACAGCGGUUAUUACCAUGAACGGAGAAUCGACUUAAAAAUGCAAAUUAAUGCAUUAGAAUACGAAAAAUCCCGAGCUGAUGAGUUGUACUCGGAAGUGUUAAGCUAUAAAACUGUGGCAGCAUACAACGAAGAGUGUAAAAUCCUUGAGAUCUUUUAUAGGGGAAGUGGUAUUAAAGACACUUUGAAACAUUGGCUUUUUGAAGAAGUAGAUGAUAUUGAUAUAGAACAAGCAUUAUUAGAACAAGAAAUUGGCAAUGUAGUUCCCGAGGAACAAUACGCAAGCGUGGACGCUGACAUAGACACCGACUACGACAUAUUUGGCAGAGAUGAACUCUUUUUUGAUGAUUUAGACUAUGUAGAGGAAGGUGAAAUUCGAAAAGAUGAUGAGAUACGAAAGGAUGAUGAUGUUAUUCGAAGAGAUGAAAAUCGAAAAGAAUUUAUUAACAUUACCACAUCUUUCUCGCUGCCUGAUAACGAGAGAGAAAUCAAAACGCUCAUUAGAAAGUAUCAAGAUCUACAAAACCAAGGAUGCCCACGUCAUGUAUUAAGAGAGUUAGACGAAGAAAUAUGUCAUCUGCAUUCGGAAGUAAAACGUUUUAAAGAUAUGCUGGUAUACCAUUCUCGAACUCCAAGAUUUCCUAUCACCGAGGAACAAGAUUUAACCUCCGUUCCCCUUGUAGAACGUUGGGCAUUAUACUUUAAAUGGGCAGACGUAGUUAUGGAUGAUGUAAAGAAAAAGAUUAAAACAAAAGAGGUGAAUUUGCAAUCUUCAGCAGUGGCGUACGAAGAGGCUAGGAUGAUGGUCGACCUGGCAGUAUUAAAGAAAACCAGAGUCGUUGGAAUGACCACCAGUGGGGCAGCGAGACUCCGAAAGUUGCUGGUAGCAAUAGCUCCACCAAUAGUUGUGGUAGAGGAGGCCGCUGAAGUACUGGAAUCGCAUAUAGUGACGUCUCUCACGAAAAGUUGUCAACAUUUGAUUCUCAUUGGAGAUCACCAGCAGCUGCGGCCGUCGGCGGCGUACCUGCGGCUGGCGCGGCACUACCAGCUCGAAGUGUCGCUGUUCGAGCGCAUGAUCCGCAACGGCGUGCACAGCCGCCGGCUCGGCGUGCAGCAUCGCAUGCGACCCGAGAUCGCCGCGCUCGUGUCGCCCAUCAUCUACUCCGACUUGCAGAACCACCGCUCCGUCGAGGACUUCCCGCCCGUGCGCGGCGUCGCGCACAAUCUCUUCUUCUUUUCGCACGACUACAGGGAACAGAGCGAAGACGACAGCUCAAGUCGUACAAACAGCCAGGAAGCAGACUUGGUGCUCCGUCUGGCAAACUACUUGAUGCAACAAGACUACGCUCCCGAAGAAGUCACCAUUCUCGCCGCCUACUCAGGCCAGAUGUUCUACAUGCGAAAACAACGGCCGUACUACGCAAAUCUCUCAAACGUGAAGAUCACAGUCUUGGACAACUACCAGGGCGAGGAGUCGAAGAUAAUCCUGCUUUCGCUGGUGCGCAACAAUGACAACGAUAGCAUCGGCUUCCUGGGCACCGAGAACAGGAUCUGCGUCGCCUUGUCCAGGGCCAGAGAAGGCUUAUUCAUAUUUGGAAACAUCGAACUGCUCAAAGGAAAAUCGGUUCUGUGGACCAAUAUUGCUACGACAUUGGAGAGUAAUGGAUCUCUAGGAACAACUUUGAGACUGAGAUGUGAAAACCACAGUGAAGAAAUCACAAUGAUUACAUCAGUGGAUGACUUCAAUAAAGUUCCCGAAGGCGGCUGUCUACUGAACUGCAAAUACAACCUACCGUGCGGGCAUCCCUGCCCACGCAUCUGCCACACGUAUGACCUGGUUCAUGAAAUUAUACAAUGCACAAAAACAUGUGAAAGGAAAAUCUGCGAAAGAGAAGAUCACAAGUGCCCUUUUAAGUGUGCUAAAAAAUGUCAGCCGUGCCAGCAACUUGUCAAUAAAGCGCUUCCAUGUGGACACAAUAUGACUUUGAAGUGCUUCAUGGACCCUAGCGAUCCUUACAUCCGGUGCUUGGAGUCUGUUACUGUCACUUUGCCAGACUGUGGUCAUGAGUUUGUUGGAGAGUGUUACAUGAUGAUAUCUGACGUGAGGUGCCAGGAAAAGUGCACUAAUCGACUCAAUUGCGGUCACGUUUGCCUCAGAAAAUGUCACGUAAAUAAUGACCCGGACCACGAGCGCUACAUAUGCAGGAAGCCGUGUCCAAAAGUGAAGGAAGGUUGCACGGCUAAUUUGGAUGGUGAUUUCGGUGAACAUAAGUGCCCCCGUUUAUGCUGGGAAGAAUGUGUCCAGUGCUACGUCCGGAUUGUGAAAAAAAGGUCUGAUUGUGGUCACUUGAAGAAAGUUCCGUGCUGCAAGGACGUAAAUGCAGAUCCUUGCCGGGAGAAGUGCUCGCGCUCGCUGCCCUGCGGCCACCACUGCAAGAAUCUGUGCUUCGAGAAAUGUGGGGAUUGCAAGGAAAUGGUGACGAAGACGAUACCUAGUUGUAACCAUGAAAUAAAAAUCGAGUGCGAAAAAGAGCCUACUCCAGAUCACCAGUCAAAAUGUACCAAAAUUACAGACGACAAUUACGAGGCACCCUGCGGCCACAAGGUCCGGCUUCCCUGCAACGUGCAUCAUGCCGUCCAAACUGGGACUGCGUCGGUAGCAAAAAUUCUUUCAUACUGCAAAGCACCGUGCGGUGCCCUGCUCCGCUGUGGCCACGUAUGCGGCGGUUCGUGCGCCGGCUGCCGCCAGGGCCGCCUGCACCAGCCCUGCGCCGCGCGCUGCCACCAGCUCAACAUCUGCGGGCACAGAUGCGAGGAGUCGUGCAACCAGGUUUGUCCGCCGUGCCGCCGGAGCUGCGCGGUCAGGUGUCCGCAUUCAACAUGCGGCAGGCCGUGUGGCGCACCUUGCACGCCUUGCACAGAGACUCCGUGCGGUCGCUCGUGCGAGCAUUCGUCGUGCAAGCGCACUUGCGGCGCGCCGUGUGACCGAGCGCCGUGCUCGGUCGCGUGUCCGCUCUCGCUGGCGUGCGGCCACCCGUGCCGCGGGCUCUGCGGCGAGCCCUGCCCGCCGGCCUGCCGCCUCUGCGACCCCGAGGGCUUCCCCACCGACCUGCUUGGCGAUCCCUACGAAGAUGACGCUAAGUUAAUCCAGCUACAGGAUUGUCCCCACAUGUUUGAUGUCGAUACCCUGGAUACUUUAAUGAAGUGCGAAAACGAAACCAUUCGAAUAAAAACAUGUCCAUGGUGCCGUGAACCCAUUAUCAAUACUUAUCGGUACAAAGACAUGGUAAACCAAUUGUUGAAGAAUGACAUCAAUCCAAUAAAAGAAAAAGUUUAUGGGACUGAACGGCAAAGGUCCACAAUGCUAAAGGAACUUCUUGUAAAAGUUAUACAUGUAGUAAAAAAUCAGAAGCUGGCCAUGGGAAAUAGACAUUGGGAGUCUGCAUACAAGGCAUUACGAAAUGCUGUCGGAAAAGGAAACAAGAGACUAUCAGUUCUCCAUUUGGAUAUGUAUCACACCUACUUGGAUUUACUAGACAAUGUAGGACAGUACUACACAAAAUAUAUUGCUGAGAACUUAACUGAACUUAAACCUGAAAUGCAAGGUCAGGUAAUAAUGAUCUGCAGGGUUCUCGUGGCGAGUAAACAGAAGAUAAGCCAACAACAACAAGCUGACAUCGGAAAAGAGUUGAAGCGUAUGAAUUCAAUCGUUCAGCUGGCUAAGAUUCUUGGAUUAAGCAAAAAUGCGACGAACCCGGAGGUGCUGGAAAUGACAAAAACUGCAAAAGAGGCUGUUUUAACCUGGACUGUGUAUGACGAAGAAAAAGCUGUAAAAUGUUUGAAGAAACUAGAAAAGGUUGUGGAUUUAUCGGGCAUCGCUAGCAAAGAGGAACGCGCUAUGGUUGUGCGAGCGAUAGGUUUGAAGGCGGGGCACUGGUACAAGUGUCCCAACGGGCACUUCUAUUGCAUCGGAGAGUGCGGCGGCGCCAUGCAGCUGUCGCGUUGCCCUGACUGUGGAGGGGCCAUUGGAGGCCAGCGACAUACGUUGACAGCGGGCAACCAACACGCCAGGGAGAUGGAUGGCUCUCGAUUCGCUGCGUGGUCCACGGAAGCCAAUAACAUGGCUAACUUCCAACUGGACUAGAUCGUUAAAUAUCAAUUUGUAAAGCGAUUUACAGCCAGGCGGAUUUGUGUUACCGGUUUAAACAAUCGCCAACAAUAUGUAUUGCUGGCCCUUUCUUGAUUAACUCCAAAAUACUUGCCUUAAAAAAUAUGUUACGAGUAUGAGUCGUUAAGUAUUAUCGACUGAUAUCUAUUAUUACUUUUCUCUUUAUGUAAACGUAUUUUUCUAUAUUAUUUUCCUUGUUGAUGGUAUCCGCAACUGACUUAUACCCUUAUCCCAGAUUAAUAAUGCCUAAAAGACUGGAUUUUAGCUUGUCCAUCCAUGAGGAACAAGAACAGUUAUUUUAAUACACUGUGUAAUCUUCUUCUUCUUCUUUUAAAAUUAUGGCUUCAGCCCAGUGGGACUAUUUCGCCAGUAUCAAGGUAUUAAGAGGUUUAAAAACGACAAAAAUUGUACGGUUGUACAAGACAGUGUACGGUGAUUUGUUAGCUCUUGUAAAUCGAUAGCUAGACUUUACAAGAAGCACGUGGACUACCGGCCGUUGACUCCAAGAUGGUGGUUAAACGCGCUUCAUAAUUAAUUCUCCAUUCACUGCACACUACACUGUAUAAUAAGCUAUCGAUAUUACACUUUAAACAAUAUUAAUGAGCAAAAAACAAAGUAAUUAAUCACGAUGCUAACUAUCAAGAUGGCGCUCGAACCGGAAGUCCCUGUGUAAUCUUAAGAUAUAGUGUUUAGAUCAGACGACAUAAGAAGUUUACUAUGUCAAAUAUGUUAUUACUUUAAAGAUUGAAUAAAUAUGUUUUCUUUAUAAUACCUACCUAGCUUUUAUAGACUACAGCAAAGCUUUCGACUCUUUGCUCCACAACUAUAUAUGGGAAGCGCUGAAAAUGCAAAACGUCCAGAAUAAAUACAUAAGAAUAAUCAGCAAUAUAUACUUCUGCAUAACAGCUAAAAUAAAACUAGAAACAGUAGGUGAGGAAUUCAAACUGAAGAAAGGAGUGAGACAAGGAGAGCCACUAUC